GUUAGUGCGCAGGCGCUGCUCCGCCAUGCUCUUCUCUGCGCGGGUCCUACGGGGACAGGGACGCGGACGCUGACAGGGACCAGGACGGAGACGGGGUUGGGUCAGGUUCGCGGCCCGGGCACACAGAGGAGGAGGGCGCUGCGCGUGCGCCGCCAGCCGGCCGCGUACCUUGGGGCAGAGACAAUGGUGUCCCAUCAGGUGCCCAGAUGGUCCGCAUGGAUCUUCCGGGCCUCUCCAGGUUGGCAGAGGACGGCCUGUGCUCCUGGGGCCUCGGUGGGACAGCAGAGGUGGCCGAGAAUCCCCUGGCAAGUGUCCGGCCCUCUGGCCUUCAGAGGCUGUGCCUCCACAGCCCCCAGAGUCCCCAGGGUGAUGCCCACCUCUGAGCGCUACCCUGUGCAGCGGCUACCCUUUUCUGUGGUGUCUGAGGAGGACCUGGCCGCCUUUGAACGCAUCAUCCCAGGCAGGGUCAUCACAGACCCGGAGGAGCUGGAGGUGGCCAACGUGGACUGGCUGAGGACAGUCCGGGCUGGAGCUGCUCCCUGCCCAACACAUCACUGGGCCCUGCCUUUCUCUGCCUGUCAAGACAGCUGUGGUGUGUGGGUCCCCUUGCUGGGAAGAGCAGGCUGUAGUAAGGUGCUGCUGAGGCCUCGGACCACGGAGGAGGUGUCCCACAUCCUCAGGCACUGUCACCAGAGGAACCUGGCUGUGAACCCGCAAGGAGGGAACACAGGCAUGGUGGGGGGCAGUGUCCCCGUCUUCGACGAGAUCAUCCUGUCUACUGCCCUCAUGAACCAGGUCAUCAGCUUCCAUGAUGUGUCCGGAAUCCUGGUGUGCCAGGCAGGCUGUGUGCUGGAGGAGCUGAACCACUAUGUGCAGGAACGGGGCUUCAUCAUGCCACUGGACUUGGGAGCCAAGGGCAGCUGCCACAUUGGGGGCAAUGUAGCGACCAAUGCGGGCGGUCUGCGGUUCUUGCGGUAUGGCUCACUGCGUGGGACUGUCCUGGGCCUGGAAGUGGUCCUGGCUGAUGGCACUGUCCUGGACUGCCUGACCUCCCUGCGGAAGGACAACACAGGCUAUGACCUGAAGCAGCUGUUUAUCGGGUCUGAGGGCACCCUGGGGGUCAUCACGGCUGUGUCCAUCUCGUGUCCACCCAGGCCCAAGGCUGUGAAUGUGGCCUUCCUCGGCUGCCCGGGCUUUGCUGAGGUCUUGCAGGCCUUCAGCACCUGCAAGGGGACGCUGGGCGAGAUCCUGUCUGCGUUCGAGUUCAUGGAUGCUGAGUGCAUGCAGCUGGUUGGGCAGCACCUCCACCUGGCCAGGCCUGUUCGAGAGAGUCCUUUCUACAUCCUGGUUGAGACUUCGGGCUCCAGCGCAGAACACGAUGCAGAGAAGCUGGAUGGCUUCCUGGAACAGGCACUGGGAUCCGGCCUCGUGACUGACGGCACUGUGGGCACUGACCAGAGCAAAGCCCAGUCGCUGUGGGCCCUGAGGGAGAGGAUCACAGAAGCGCUGAGCCAUGAUGGCUACGUGUUCAAGUACGAUGUCUCCCUCCCCGUGGAGCGGUUCUACGACCUCGUGAGCGACCUGCGUGCCCGCCUCGGCCCACGUGCCAAGCAUGUGGUGGGCUACGGCCACCUGGGGGACGGCAACCUGCACCUGAACGUGACCGCAGAGGCCUUCAGCACAGCGCUGCUGGGUGCCCUGGAGCCCUAUGUGUACACCUGGACGGCCGCACAGCGUGGCAGCGUGAGUGCUGAGCAUGGCCUGGGCCUCAGGAAGAAGGACGUCCUGGGCUACAGCAAGCCGCCCACUGCCGUGCAGCUCAUGUGGCAGCUCAAGGCUCUGCUGGACCCCCGGGGCCUCCUAAACCCCUACAAGACGCUGCCUGCCCACGCCUGACCAGCCUCUGCCAGCUCUGUGGGGCGAGGAUGUGGCUCCUGGCAGGACCUAUGGGCGGCCCUGCUGAUGUGGGCAAGCAGAGCCCCUGCCAUGGCUGCCCUGCUUGGUGCCUCCUGCCGACUUGUCCUGGGUGGCCGGGUGAGCGGCUGCUGCCCACUCUGCUGUGGUGGGUGCUGGAGGCUGUGGGCAGAGCUGAGGUACCCCAGAGGCCCAGCCCCAAGUUGGUGACCACAGUGGCCUGGAGUAGUAGGGUGCUGUCCCCUGGGCGCUAGUGGGACCUGCCUGCCAGACUGAGCAGUGGGUGGGGGGCUGUGGUCAUGUCUGAGCCCUAGUGGCAGGCAUACAUGUCUCCCGUCUUCUAGAAGCCCUGCCCGACAGGAUGAUGGCCAGGCUGGUGGCCUGCUGUGAUUGCCACGAGCUCUUCAGGAGGGGGUGGAUGCGCUGCCGCUCUGCAGCCAUGGGCCUGGUGCACCCAGAUGGCUUGUACCCUGCCAGUGGGCAGGUGGCACAUGCGUUUAUUAAGAAUUUCUAGUAAAGGUGACUGAGCUCUCUCCGCA
Messenger RNA from Heterocephalus glaber (naked mole-rat), 2453 nucleotides. RefSeq names its product D-2-hydroxyglutarate dehydrogenase (gene D2hgdh). Lineage: Eukaryota; Metazoa; Chordata; Mammalia; Rodentia; Bathyergidae. The record is from RefSeq and is a predicted model, not a curated record. Gene Ontology annotation, molecular function: catalytic activity; FAD binding. Gene Ontology annotation, cellular component: mitochondrion.